CCUCACUGAGCUUCGGAGGAGCAGAAGGUUCUUUGCUGCUGAGAUCACCAGUGCCGUGUGUAUGCGACAGUCGCUAUGGGAAACAACCGUUACAAGUUGGUGGUAACUGUGCUGUUGGUGUUGGGCACCGGGAGGACAACAGCCCUGCAGAACGCCUGUGACGAGUGUGAGGCUGGCACUUUCUGCAGGAACCACAAUCCGGUCUGUACCAGCUGUCCUCCAAGAACCUACUCCAGCACAGGUGGACGGCCAAAGUGUGACAUCUGCAAAGUGUGUCAAGGCUAUUUCAGGUUGAAGAGGCCUUGCACCCCCACCAGCAACGCAGAGUGCGAAUGCACAGAAGGCUUCCACUGCUGGGGGCCAAACUGUGCCAUGUGCGAGAAGGACUGCGAGCCAGGCCAGGAGUUAACAGAGCAGGGUUGUAAAAGUUGCGGCUUCGGCACCUUUAACGAUCAGAGCGCUAGCGGCGUCUGCCGACCCUGGACAAACUGUUCUCUACAUGGACAGUCUGUGCUUAAGAAUGGGACCAGCGAGACAGAUGUGGUCUGUGGACCUGUUUUGGUCAGCAUCUUUCCAGGUACCUCCCCCACAACCGUUCCUACUCCGGAGAGACUAUCAGGAGAGCGCUCCAUGAAUGUCCUCACCUUGUUCCUGUCGUUGACAUCGGCCGUGCUGCUGUUCCUGCUCUUCAUCAUUCUCGGGCUCUCCGUGGCCAGAUGGAUCAGAAAGGAAUCCCUCUACAUAAUCAAGCACCCAUUUAAGAAGGCAGUUCAAAUGGCUCAAGAGGAAGACGCCUGUAGCUGCCGAUUUCCACAGGAAGAAGAAGGAGGAGGGGGCUAUGAGCUAUGAUGCGCUGUCCUAGAAGAUGUGGGGAUCCUCAGGAAAGCGAGGAGAAGCAGCACUAGGAUCCCCAUCCUGAUGAGCAGCACAUGGCACCCCACACUCUGCUCUCAACCACCACCCUAGAUGAGGUGUCCA
This is a messenger RNA of Psammomys obesus (fat sand rat), 978 nucleotides long. It is a transcript of the gene Tnfrsf9, whose product is annotated as TNF receptor superfamily member 9. The transcript is spliced from 8 exons. Gene Ontology annotation, molecular function: signaling receptor activity; cytokine binding. Gene Ontology annotation, biological process: apoptotic process; negative regulation of cell population proliferation. Gene Ontology annotation, cellular component: external side of plasma membrane. Bases 76 to 849 code for a protein of 257 amino acids. NCBI's taxonomy places the organism in Eukaryota, Metazoa, Chordata, Mammalia, Rodentia, Muridae. The record is from RefSeq and is a predicted model, not a curated record.